AACUUAUCAGACAUUGAUAAGACAAAGCCGAAAUAUUGAUAAAAUUCGACAGUCUUCGUAAAAGCGUCACGCGGAAUCUAUGGAUGUGAAAAUGUCGGUAAACUAAAUUUUAGUGGGGUGAAUGUUUUGAAUUUCCAAGAUGGCAGACCGUGUUACCUUGUCGGACUUCGUCUGGCUGAAGCCGAUAGGUAAGACGGAAUUCGAUGUGCCAAUAGCAGUAAAGGUUCUAAAGAGUGCCGGUGACAGAAUCGAAGUAAAGGAUCAUGAUGGCAACGUGUUUUCUACGUCCAUACAAAAUGUCCUCAAACCGCUGCACUCCACGUCCGUACAAGGAGUGGAAGACAUGAUCACGCUGGGUGAACUGCAGGAGUAUACGAUCCUUCAUAAUCUUCAUAUGCGGUACUCCAAACAGCUGAUAUACACAUACACGGGCUCAAUGUUGAUAGCAAUAAACCCAUAUGAAAUUCUACCCAUAUACACGAUGGAUCAAAUACAUUACUACCAAAAGAGGAGCUUGGGCGAAAUACCGCCUCAUAUAUUUGCUAUCGGUGAUAAUUCCUAUAGAGAAUUAUUGGAUACAUCGUUGAACCAGUGCAUCGUAAUCAGUGGAGAAAGUGGUGCCGGUAAAACAGAAAGUACAAAGUUGUUGCUUCAGUAUUUGGCUGCAGCCAGUGGCAAACAUUCCUGGAUUGAACAGCAAAUUCAAGAGACAAAUCCCAUUCUCGAAGCUUUUGGUAACGCUAAGACUGUGAGGAACGACAACUCAUCCAGAUUUGGCAAAUAUGUGAACAUCUAUUUUAGUAAAGAAGGUAUUAUUGAAGGAGGAAAUAUUGAGCAGUAUCUUCUGGAAAAAUCUAGAAUCGUCUUUCAAAACAAGGGUGAAAGAAACUACCACAUAUUUUACUCUCUAGUCACCGGAUUGUCAGCAGAUGAAAAGAAAAGAUUGGAAUUAGGUCGCCCAGAAGACUACAAUUACUUGAAUUCCGGUAAAAUGUUGACCUGUGAUGGGCGUAAUGAUGGCUUGGAGUUUAACGACAUAAGAUCCGCUUUCAAAGUUCUCAAUUUCCCUGACCAUGAAGUUUGGGGGACGUUCAGUCUUCUAGCCGCUAUUCUCCAUUUAGGAAACUUAAAAAUCAAAUCGACUAGUUCGAACAACAUGGAGGGAUCUGAUAUCCCUGAUAAUACUGCCGCUAAUAGGAUUGCUAACCUUUUGGGUGUUACAAAAGCAAAGCUAUGUGAAGCUCUGACAAGGAAAACAUUUGUAGCUCACGGAGAAAAAGUAGUUUCUCCAUUAAACGCUGCCUCUGCGGUUGAAGGCAGAGACGCGCUAGUAAAAGCCAUAUAUGGUCAUAUUUUUGAAUACAUAGUCGAAAUGAUAAACAAAACACUGUUCAAGGACCAACAACUGACCAGUGGAUCUGUGGGAAUCUUGGACAUUUUCGGCUUUGAAAAUUUCGAUUACAAUAGUUUCGAACAAUUGUGCAUUAACUACGCAAACGAAAACUUACAGCAGUUCUUUGUGAAGCACAUUUUUAAACUUGAACAAGAACAAUAUGCGAAGGAGGGCAUUCAAUGGACCAAUAUCAACUAUGUGGACAAUCAAGAGAAUUUAGAUGUGAUAGGUUUGAAAGCAAUGAAUUUACUGUCUCUGAUUGAUGAGGAGUCUAGGUUCCCUAAGGGUACUGAUGUCACUUUGCUCUCUAAGUUGAAUAGUAAUCAUAGUAAUAAGAGUUGUUAUAUUACUGCCAAAUCUUCAAGGGAGUAUAAGUUUGGUAUACGACAUUUUGCUGGAGAUGUAUCUUAUACAGUACAAGGUUUCCUUGACAAAAAUAGAGACAUGUUAACAGCAGAUGUAAAAGAAAUGAUGUUGGAUUCAAAUAACGAAUUUUUGAAGAAUCUUUUCUUAACCGAGUAUGCCCCAACUCAAAGUGGGAGCAGGAAACCCUUUUCACUGAGUCACCAGUUCAAAACUUCUCUCGAUUCAUUGAUGAAGACUUUGUAUGCUUGUCAUCCGUUCUUUGUGAGAUGCAUUAAGCCCAAUGAGUUCAAAAAGCCAAAGAUUUUGGACAAAGCUUUAUGCGUCCGACAACUACGUUACGCUGGUCUAAUGGAGACAGCGAAAAUAAGACAAGCUGGCUACCCCAUACGGUAUGCGUACAAAGAUUUCGUCCAUCGUUACCGAUUGGUCGCCCCGGGCAUUCCACCAGCUGAGAAAACUGACUGUGUAAGUGCAGCAAAGAAAAUCUGCGCUCAUGUCUUCACUGACCAAGACUAUCGUUUUGGACACACGAAAGUAUUCCUCAAAGACUAUCACGAUGCCCGCCUUGAAGAACUCAGACAUAAGGUGUUAAUAACAGCAGUGAUCAAAGUACAAGCGAAUGCAAGAAGAUUCAUUUAUAGAAAUAGGUUCUUGAAGCUACGAGCUGCUACCAUUCUGGUACAGAAGACGUACCGCGCCCGUGGCUACAGAAGCAAAUACCUCAUCAUGAAACGAGGAUACUCACGCAUGCAAGCCGCUAUCAGAUCAAGAGAACUGAGAAAGGCCUUCAUAAAUAUGAGAGUCUUCUUCAGAAGGAUACAAGCGUAUUGCAAGGGUUAUCUUAUUAGAAAGAUGGUUAGAGAGAAGGGCCAUCAAAUUAAGAAGAUGUUGGUAACGCUGCGUAAAGAGAGGGAGGAACAAAUAGACUCUGGUGUUAGUGUAGAAACUGCGGGAGACAAUUACCAGAAGAAAUACGGUAAUAUGAUGAGAUCUAUAUGGUUCUUGAAGGACGAACAGUCGGCUGACGUACAUCAGAAUAAUGCAGCUGUAGAGGAAACAAUAUUGGAGGACAUCUUCAGUUUCCUUAAGAAUUCGGUGCAACAAGACGAUCAUCACUCGGUAAUUCCGCUGCCUAAAGCAGAGGUGGAUGAGGAACUAUUCGAUGAGUACAACUUUAGAAAGUUUGCUGCUACAUAUUUCUUAGGAAAUACCACUCACCAGUACUCGAGAAAGCCUUUGAAGCAUUCUCUAUUGGACUUGCCCUUGCCCGUGGACAAAAUAGCAGCGCAGGCCUUAUGGAUUACUAUCCUACGGUUCAUGGGUGACAUGGCGGAGCCGAGGUAUGUUGACGAUAAAGUGGACAAUGUGCCUGUUAUGUCCAAUCUUGCUGAUACGCUUGGUAGAGCUUUCCAGAAGAGCAGAGAGUUCCAUGAAUUCAUGCAAGGCGAUCUCUCAACAAAUGAUAGGAAUAAACUUAUGUCGCGAACAUUGAAGCAGCGAUCGAAGUUAGAUGAUGAGUUUAUGAGGAGCCUGAUGAAUGACGACGUCACCAGCGAAAUGUACGGCACUUGGCUCAACUCCCGACGAAGCACUAACUUGGAGAAAUUGCACUUUAUCAUUGGACAUGGUAUCAUUAGAAAGGAGCUCAGAGAUGAGAUCUUCUGCCAGUUGUGUAAACAGCUGACAAACAACCCAUCGAAGGCGUCACACGCUCGUGGUUGGAUUCUACUCUCACUCUGCGUCGGUUGCUUCCCACCAUCCGAAAGAUUCGUGAAAUAUCUACGCGCCUUCAUUCGCGAUGGCCCACCAGGAUAUGCUCCCUACUGUGAAGGUAGACUCGUAAGGACCUUCAAGAAUGGUCCACGUACACAACCGCCAAGCUGGCUGGAACUCCAAGCCACAAAAACGAAGAAACCUAUAUUACUUACGGUGACGUUAAUGGACGAAUCCAUGAAGACUGUCCAAUCAGACUCCGCUUCCAAUGCUGAAGAAAUUUGCCAGCAGAUCGCUGAAAGCAUAGGACUCACAGAUUCAUUCGGUUUCUCGUUAUACAUAACUCUAUAUGACAAAGUUCUAUCCCUUGGUAGCGAGAAGGAACAUAUACUAGACGCUAUUUCACAAUGCGAACAGUUCGCUAAGGAACAAGGAACGCCCGAAAAGAGUGCACCAUGGAGACUAUUCUUCAGAAAAGAAGUGUUUACUCCAUGGCACAACCCUGCCGAUGAUGCAGUAGCCACUAGCCUUAUAUACCACCAAGUAAUUAAAGGAGUUAAAUACGGCGAGUACAGAUGUAACUCGGAAAAAGAUUUAGCCAUGAUCGCGGCUCAGCAACACUACGUUGAGUUCGGGGCCAAUAUAGACCCCAACGUGUUGAGAAGUGUCAUCGCCAACUACAUACCGAACCAAUUCCUCCAAUCGAACGAGGCAGCGUUGACAAAAUGGGAACAUUUAGUAACCAAAGCAUUCGAAAACUCCACAAGCAUUAAAACUAGAAUAGAUCCUCUCAGAUGUAAGGAAGACAUCGUUCUAUUUGCUAAAUUGAAAUGGCCAAUGCUAUUCUCUAGAUUUUUUGAAGCUAUUAAACUUAAAGGAGAUAAUAUUAACAAAGAUUUAGUGAUCAUAGCAGUCAACUGGACUGGAAUUUACAUAGUCGACCAACAAGAACAUAUACUUCUAGAAAUAUCCUACCCUGAAGUAACAUACGUCGCGUAUAAUGCUGAUAAAGAUUACGACAGCAUUGGUAGGAUCACAAUCAGAACAAUACAACAAGAAGAAUUUGAGUUCCAAAGCGUGGAUGCUAGUGAAAUGAGUUCGCUAAUAAUAUACAUGAUCGAUGGUUUGAAGAGAAGGUCUAUUUACGUAGUCGCACAGUCUGACUUACAAGGUUACAGCGACGCCUCAUCUUUCCUCCAGUUUAAGAAAGGAGAUCUGAUUGUACUUAUGCAAGACUUUAAGGGAGAGAACCUAACCAACACCACUUGGGGACAUGGUGUUUGCAAUGGCCAAGAGGGACUAUUCCCAACCGAGCAAGUCUACAUCUUACCCACACUAGAAAUGCCAUCCAACACCAUCCUCGAAAUAUUUAAGAAGGGCAACAUUAAUCUUGAAAAGAAGAACUUAUCGAAAUACAAUACAAUUCAAAGAAAGAAAAUGCAUACUCUCGAAAAUUAUGCUAAACAACAUUUCAGAGACAAUCACGAUAUCAAUACUACAUAUUCUAGAAGACCAACGUUAACUACUGUCAAGAGAUCCGCUGGUGGCGAUCUGUGGAGUCAUAGUAGAGAACCGCUAAGAAAGCCAUUGUUGCAAAAACUAAUCGGUGAUGAGAAGAGGUCCAAAGCAGCAGUAUCAGCAUUCUAUGCCAUUCUCAAAUACAUGGGCGAUAUGCCAGCUCCUAAAGCUAGAACAGUCACUGAAUACACGGACGAAAUAUUUAACAGCGCUGUGAAAGACCUUGAGCUAAGAGAUGAAAUCUACUGUCAGAUAAUGAAACAGCUGACGAACAAUAAAAUACAAUUGAGUGAGGAAAGAGGGUGGGAACUCAUGUGGUUGGUUACAGGAAACUUUGCUUGCGAACCAACGCUUCUCAAAGAAUUAGUGGAAUUCCUAAAAACGCGACCGCACCCUAUAGCUAAAGAUUGUUUGAAACGCGUGUUCAAAUCACAGAAGAAGGGCGCUAGGUUGUAUCCGCCAUACGUAGUGGAAGUUGAAGCUAUACAGCAUAGGAGUAUGCAGAUAUACCAUAAGGUCUACUUACCUGAUGACACUGAUGAAGCUUUCGAAGUAGAAUCAUCUACUAAAGCGAAGGAACUCUGCGAACAAAUUACUGGAAGACUGAACCUUAAGAACAGUGAUGGGUUCAGCUUGUUCGUCAAGAUUGCUGAUAAAGUGUUCUCAGUACCAGAAAAUUAUUACUUCUUUGAUUUCAUUCAUGAGCUUGUGGAAUGGAUGAAGGCGACGCGACCUGUUCGUGGUGGAGUACUAAUGCAGAUGAACUACCAAAUAUUCUUUAUGAAGAAACUUUGGAUCAACACAGUGCCAGGCCGAGAUAAGAAUGCCGACCAGAUAUUCUAUUUCCCGCAAGAGUUACCGAAGUAUUUAAGAGGCUACCACAAAACUUCUAAACAAGAUCUAGCAGAAUUUGCAGCAUUGGUCUAUAGAUCGAGAUAUGGCAACGACCAGACUAAGCUUCCACAAAUCACCCAAUCGCUUCAAGAUUAUAUGCCAUCCGAUAUGAUCAGAAUCCAGAAUAAUUCACAAUGGAAAGCAGCUAUCCAGAAAGCCUACAUGGAACAGGGUAAUAUGAGUGAAAAUGAGGCGAAAGAACAGUUUUUGAAGAAAAUCUAUCUGUUGCCUACGUUUGGUACUGCAUUCUUUGAGGUUAAGCAAACUUCUGACCCGGCUUACCCAGAAAUGGUAGUUAUUGGCAUCAACAAGAAUGGAGUCUGUGUUAUUCAUCCUCAGAGUCGAGACAUAUUAGUAACUCAUCCGUUCUCUCAACUUUCCAACUGGUCGUCAGGAAACACAUUCUUCCACAUGACAAUGGGCAAUUUCUUGCGAGGAACUAAAAUUCUAUGUGAAACCUCUUUGGGAUACAAAAUGGAUGACCUCAUUUCGUCUUAUAUCGCAGUUUUGAAAAAAUAUAUAAAGUAAAUGGAAGAGUUUGGUUAUAUAGAAGGCUCGUUUGUUCUGCCAUCAAGCCUUAUGCCAGAAAUAUAUUAGCGUGGCCCAGCGUGCCGUGGUGCGCCAGAAAUGGAUGCAAGUGAUUCUCAGUGCAUCACGUCUUUAUUUGGUGUUUGUGGUUAAAAACAUUAGUAUUAUAAGUUUGUAAUAAAUAAUAAAAUAAGCAACCAAUAUUUUACAGUUUUAAAUAGCACUAUAAUUUGUAUGUAAGUUUGUUAUGUUAAUGUAUAAAUUAUAUUUUUGUUAAAAAUUAUACCUAGUAGGUACCUAAAUACUUAA
Molecule: messenger RNA, 6721 nt
Organism: Spodoptera frugiperda (fall armyworm)
Lineage: Eukaryota; Metazoa; Arthropoda; Insecta; Lepidoptera; Noctuidae
Product: myosin-VIIa
Exons: 10
Coding region: 140-6412 (2090 amino acids)
Cellular component (GO): cytoskeleton; myosin complex
Molecular function (GO): protein binding; cytoskeletal motor activity; ATP binding
Source: RefSeq, a predicted model, not a curated record